Messenger RNA from Asparagus officinalis (garden asparagus), 1508 nucleotides. Its product is annotated as aminotransferase ALD1 homolog. Lineage: Eukaryota; Viridiplantae; Streptophyta; Magnoliopsida; Asparagales; Asparagaceae. The record is from RefSeq and is a predicted model, not a curated record. Gene Ontology annotation, biological process: L-pipecolic acid biosynthetic process; systemic acquired resistance, salicylic acid mediated signaling pathway. The coding region runs from base 90 to 1346 and encodes 418 amino acids. The transcript is spliced from 8 exons. Gene Ontology annotation, molecular function: pyridoxal phosphate binding; L-lysine:pyruvate alpha-transaminase activity. Gene Ontology annotation, cellular component: chloroplast.
UAUAACGUCUGCAAAUUAAGGUUUUGCUGAAGUAAUUAUAUAUUAAUAGAUAUUACUUGAUUUUUUUGAAUUGAACUUUCCCUCUGAAGAUGAUGGCCUCAAGUUCAUUCCAAUUAAAUGGAAUUCCUAGUGUGGCGCUUCGUCGUAGGACAAAGGUCUCUAGGAAUCCAAACAUGGAGAAGCUAAGGAAUGGAUAUCUAUUCCCUGAGAUCGCUAAGAGGCAAAAUGAGCACUUAGAGAAGAACCCUGAUGCGAAGGUGAUAAGCCUGGGAGUCGGAGAUACAACCGAGCCCAUACCGAACAGUAUAGCGUCCGCUAUGGCUGAGUAUUCACUUGCAUUGUCAACUGUUGAAGGAUACCGUGGGUACGGCGCUGAGCAAGGCAACAAGGAGCUGCGCAAGGCAGCACUGUAUCUUAAAUCACGCAUUUUCACUGCAUUUUAUUUAUUUAUUUAUUUUUUUUUGCAGUUGAUGUUCGGGUCUAGCAUGACAGUUGCAGUCCAGGAUCCAACGUUUCCCGCUUAUGUAGAUUCGAGCAUAAUAACGGGCCAAACAGGAUAUUACAUUGAUAACACCGUCAACAAAUAUGGAGGAAUUGAGUACAUGAAGUGUUCGCCUGAGAACCUCUUUUUCCCAAAGGAUCUAUCGACUGUUGCGGCAACCGAUGUAAUCUUCUUCUGCUCGCCGAACAAUCCUACCGGCCAUGCUGCCUCUAGGGAGCAGCUGGAGAAACUAGUCGAACACGCUAAGCGAAAUGGAUCCAUUAUCGUCUAUGACUCCUCUUACGCUACUUUCAUAUCGGACGAUAGUCCACGGUCCAUCUAUGAGAUUCCUGGAUCCAAAGAGGUAGCAAUUGAGAUAUCAUCCUUCUCAAAAUCCGCGGGGUUCACCGGAGUUCGUCUAGGGUGGACGGUUGUACCUGAGGAACUCUCAUACUCCAACGGUUUCUCAGUGUUAGAAGACUUCGAUCGUAUAAUGUGCACGUGCUUCAAUGGUGCGUCUAGCAUUGCCCAAGCCGGAGGCCUAUCUUGCCUAUCAAAAGAAGGCCAAAAGGCUAUACAACAAGUGAUUGAUGUGUACAAAGAGAACGCGAGGGUUUUGAUGGACACUUUGAGUUCGAUUGGGCUGAGGACGUACGGUGGAAUAAAUGCGCCUUAUAUUUGGGUGCAUUUUCCGGGAGAAAAAUCAUGGGACGUGUUUAACGAAAUUCUUGAAAAGACGGAUAUUAUAGUGGUUCCGGGUUGUGGGUUUGGGCCGGGCGGUGAAGGAUUCAUCCGAGUUAGCGCGUUCAACCGCAAGGAGCGCGUUAGAGAAGCGUGCCGAAGACUGAAGAACCUAUUUACGUGAAGCUUGCUAUCUUUUUCUUAUCAAUACCCCCCAAUUGUUUAUCAAAUCAAAAUAGCUCCGAAAUUGUAAUAAGUGAUAUGCUUUUUAUUGUAGUGUUUAUCUGGUACGUGUAUUUGUAUCUGCUAGGAUAUAAAUAUGGAUACUGAUUAUAUAUGUGAGAGA